AAGAAAAACACCUUCAGCUGCUUGUCUGCCAAGGGAAACGGGGAUAGCACACUGACCUUGGCAUGCAAGACUUUGGUCAAAGUUUGUUGGCUAAUCCUGGAGGAAUUUGCACGAAAAAAGAGAAGCAAACUUUGAUGUCUUCUGGUAUUUUUGUCACCAGCUUCGAAAAGAUCUGAGGAUGCUAAAAAGUGUCUUUUGUGAACCUGAAUAUGAGGAAAGUAUCAAAUUCAACUAAAGACUUUGGCUGCUGUUGCUGACCAUUACUUAAGGCUUGAAGUGUACAGCUUCCAAAACAUGGCAUUGAACCAAAUUCAAUUGAUUAAGGGCAUAGAGGAUGUGACACUGUGUGAGAAGGAGCCCUGUACAUUUGAAGUGGUUUUGAGUCAUGCAUACGUCCAGGGUCAGUGGACCAGAGAUGGUGUCCCUCUCAAAUCAAAGCCUGUGUGUCGAAUUGCCACACGGGGGAAAACGCACACGCUCACGCUGUCAAGGGUCACGACUGCGGACGCAGGCCUGAUCAGUUUUAUGGCUGAGGGGAUUGAAACCUCUGCUAUGCUCACGGUCACAGCCAGAGACAUAAAGAUUGUGACCGAUCUUCAAGAUGCCAGUGUGACCGAAAGGGAGAGGGUGACGUUUGUCUGUGAGGUCAACUUUGAAGAUGUGGAUGGGAAGUGGUACAAAGAUGACAGCCGUCUGAGAGCUGGGGACAAUGUUAAAAUGAGAUGUGAGGGUAAAGUGCACAGUCUAACAUAUAAAUCAGUAAAGCCUGAAGAUGCAGGUGAGAUCACAUUCACAGCAGAAAGAGUCUCCUCAACAGCGAUCCUACGUGUAAAAGAGCUUCCAGUUCAGUUCGUCAAGCCUUUGAGGGUGAAGAUCGCUAUGUACAAACACCGCGCCUUACUGGAGUGUCAGGUGUCACGUGUCAGUGCUGUGGUUAAAUGGUACAAACGAAAUCUGGAAAUCGUGCAGAAUAAAAAGUACCAAACUGUCAAUGAAGGACUGUACAGACAGCUCAUCAUAGAGGAUGUGGGAUCCUCAGAUGAAGACACAUUUAUCUGUGAUGCUGAUGAUGAGAGCACCUCGUGCCAACUGUUUGUAGAGGAGCCGGCUAUCAGCAUUUUGAAAGGACUUCGUUCUGUGGAGGUCAUGGAACCUAAAGAAGCCCGUUUUAAAGUGGAAACCAGUAUUAAAUUAGUUAGGUCACCUAAAUGGACCCUGAAUGGGAGGCUACUAAUUCCUUGUCCAGAUAUCAAAAUUGAGAGAGAAGGAACCUCAAACAGACUUACUUUCACCAAAACCGACAGUAGUAUGUGUGGGACUGUGCAGUUCAUCUCAGGAAAGAGCAAGUCAGAAGCUCAGCUCACAGUUACAGAGCGCCCCUUGAUUGUCACAAAACCCAUUUCAGAUGUGGAGGUGAAAGAGAAUGGACAAGUUACUUUGAGCUGUGAAUUUUGUCCAUCCCCCAGAGUCGUACGCUGGUUCAAGGGAAGAACCCCUUUGUUCGCUUCAAAAAAGUACAUCAUGAAGCGGGAGAAAAACAGAGUUGGGAUGACCAUCCUGGGUGCGAAGGCAGCUGACUCAGGAGAGUAUCGUUGUCAGGCUGGUGGUUCAGAGACAAGAGGAAGAGUCAGUGUCGAAGUCAAAAGGUUGAAAAUCAUAAGACACCUGGAACAAGCAGAAGUUGAGGAGGAUGGGACUGCAGUGUUCAGCUGUGAAUUAAAUCACGAGUCUUCAUGUGUCCAAUGGCUUCUCAAUGAUAGAGUGCUACACACCAAUUACAUCAACAAAAUCCAGAAUUCUGGAAAGGUUUACAGUCUGAUUCUUAAACGACUUGCCCCUCAGGAGAGCCGUGUAACAUUCAAAGCCUUUGAUGUCAGUGAAUCUGCGUUCCUCAGGGUGAAAGAGAGACCCGCAGUGUUCCUCAGGUCAUUGGAGGAUGCAGCAGGUGAGGAGCGUGGUGAAGUUCAUCUGCAUUGUGAAGUUUCGAAGCAAUCUGUAACUCCUGUCUGGAGAAAAGAUGGUGAAGUUAUAAAUGCCAGUGAGAAGUAUGAGAUUCUCCAUGUGGGCAAGUCGUUGACUCUUAUAAUUCACAAGCUUAGAAAGGAUGACGGAGGAGAGUACACCUGUGAUAUCGGCUCCAGUCAAACCAAAGCUAAAGUCAGAGUUCGUGACCUGCAUAUUACCAUUGUCAAUCGCAUACGGACGACAACUGUGCUGGAAGGGGAAGACUGCAGUUUUCAUUGUGUCUUGUCCCAUGAUAUCAUUGAUGAAGCAAUGUGGCAUAUGAAUGGCCAACCGAUUGUAACUAAUGGGCGAAUCGUAGUUGCCAACAAGGGGCGUAAAUAUACAAUGAACAUACUGGAGGUGAUGAUAUCUGAUGCUGGGGAGGUGGUCUUUACCAUCAAAGAUCUCAGUUGCAGGACCAUGCUGUUUGUCAAAGAGAAGCCUGUAAGAGUCUUUAGAGAUAUGCUGAAUGUUAAAGCAACACCUGGCGAGGAUGCAGAGCUCAGCUGUGAGAUCACCAAACCGGAUGCAACAGUUAAAUGGUUGAAAAAUGGGCGCUUGAUUAGAGCUAGCCCAAAAUACGAAAUUACCCAGAAGGAUUAUCUGGUGAAGCUGAUCAUCCAUAAUGCAGUCAUAAUGGACUCAGGAGAGUAUUGCUGUGAGGCUGAUGGAAUCGCUACAAGGGCGAGGUUAGAUGUCAGAGACUUACAACACGCAUUUGCGAAGGAACUGAAGGAUUUACGUGCAGAGGAAAAGGGCAUGGUGACCAUGGAGUGUGAAACAAGGAAGCCUGCCACAACCGUGACCUGGUUUAAAGGCCUGAUGGUGUUAAGCUCUGGACAGAAGUACAUGAUGAAAAAGAAAGAUGUUAUUCUCUCUCUCACCAUCUUUAAUCUGGAGAAGAAUGACAGCGCUGUCUAUACCUGUGAUGUUGGGACAAUGCAGAGCAGAGCUUUACUGACAGUUCAUGGGCAAAAAGUAAUAAUUCUGGAUGAACUAGAAGAUAAAGAGUGUCUAGAAGGAGAUACCGUUGUCUUCAAAUGUCGUAUUUGCCCGAGCGACUACAUUGAUGUCAAAUGGUACCUGGAUGAGACCUUGCUGUACACUAAUGAUCUCAACGAGAUCACGAUGAUGCACAGUGGCUACCACACUCUUACCUUCAAGCAGCUUGCGCGUAAAGACACCGGCACCAUUUCAUUUGAGGCUGGGGACAAAAGAUCAUAUGCAUCACUGUUAGUUAGAGAGAGACGCCCCACUAUAACUAAAGCAUUGGAAGACACGGAAGCAAUAGAAGGAGGAAGUGUGAUGCUGUUAUGCAAGACCUCAAAGCCGUGUCACAUUGUAUGGUACAAGGAUAACUGUUUAAUCUGGCAUUCAUCAAAGUAUGUUGUGACUCGGACUGGAAAUGAGGCCAGGUUGACUAUUCACGAUGUGACGGACAGUGAUGCGGGGGUGUAUGAGUGUGACGUGAGAUCGGUCAGCACUAAAGCCACUGUAACUGUUAAAGCUAUCCCAGCUGAGUUUACAAAAUCACUUCAGAAUCAGGAGGUCAAGGAGGGAGAGAGCGUUACACUGACAUGUGAAUACUCUAUACCCGGUGUCCAUUUUGUGUGGCGCAAAGGACCCGAGACACUGAAGUCAAGUGAGAAGUAUCACAUGAAACAGAGGAAAUCGUGCAUCUCGCUUACAGUGCACAAUGUGAAGCCAGAAGACUCUGGGAAUUACACAUGCAUUUGCAGAGACCAAAAAACUAUGGCUACUGUUACAGUCAAUGCGGUUCCAAUUUCAUUCAUUAAAGAGCUCAAUAACCAAGAGACAGAAGAGGGUAAAAAUGUAACGUUACGCUGUGAGCUUUCUAAACCUGGGAUUCCAGUGUACUGGUUGAAAGAGGAGCAAACUCUCUGGCCUGAGGAGAAAUAUCAAAUGAGACACAUUGUUACAAUACUGGAGCUGAUAAUCAGAAAUCCAGUGCCUGAGGACAGUGGAACUUACUCCUGUGCUUGUCAGGAUCAGAGGACCACAGCUAUCAUCACAAUACGAGCUCAACCCAUCACAUUCAAACAGAAGUUAAGAAAUCAGAUGGCUGAGGAGGGAAACAGUAUUAUUUUACAUUGUGAGGUAUCAAAACCGGACACCUCUGUUGAGUGGAGAAAAGGGAAUAACUUACUCAAGUCUGGGGAGAAAUAUCAGAUCAGACAGAGGGGCUCUGUGUUAGAGCUCAAAAUCUUUAACUUGACGCAUGAAGAUAGUGGACUCUACAGCUGUACCUGUGGAAAUGCCCAGACAUCUGCCAACAUCACUGUUAGCGCUUAUCUUGUCACCUUCAAAGAGAAGCUAAAGAACUUGGUAGCUGAUGAAGGUAAGACAAUAACGUUGCAUUGUGAGCUUUCAAAAGCUGGUGUCCCUGUACAAUGGUGGAAUGGAGAUGAACUGCUCCAGCCUGGAGAAAAGUAUCAGAUGAAAGAAAGGGACGCAUCUGUUGAGCUUAUCAUCCGCGAGGCCACACCUGAAGACAGUGGAGUCUACAGAUGCAUCUGUGGAGACCAGAAGACCAAAGCUACAGUCAAAAUUGUUGGUGCUCCUGCAACUUUUAAGCAAAACCUCAAGAACCAAGAAGCUUCAGAAGGGCAAUCUUUGAUUUUACGAUGUGAGCUCUCCAAAGCUGGAGUACCUGUGGAAUGGUGGAGAGGAGAAAAACAACUACUUCCAGGGCUACGGUACCAGAUGAGGCUGGAUGGAAAGAAUGCUGAGUUGGAAAUAACUAGUGUUUUACCUGAAGAUACUGGGGUAUACAGCUGUGUUACUGGAGACCAGAAGACCACAGCUGAAGUGAAAAUCAAAGCUCUUCCAAUUACUUUCAAACGAGAGCUUCAAAACCAGGUGUCUACAGAGGGUAAGAGUGCAACAUUUGCCUGCGAGCUUUCAAAGCCUGGUGCUCCAGUUGAAUGGAGGAAGGGUAGAGUGAUUCUGAAACCUGGAGGCAAAUGUCAGAUGAAGCUUGAGGGACGAAUAACGAAAUUGGUGAUUAAUAACCUUGCAGAGGAUGAUGCAGGAAAUUAUACUUGCAAAACCAAAGAUUCACAAUCGACAGCCGAACUGAUGGUUCAAGGACUCCCUGCGACCUUCAAAGUAACUCUGAAGAACCAAGAAGCUCAGGAAGGGAACAGUGUCACUCUGCACUGUGAACUUUCCAAACCUGGAGUUCGAGUCGAAUGGUGGAAAGGAGAAGAAAUGCUCAAGACUGGGGAAAAAUACCAGCUAAGGCACAAAGAAGCAACAGUUGAAUUGUUAAUAAGGAAGGCACUACCAGAAGACAGUGGAGUUUAUCGCUGUAUAUGUGGAGAUGAAAAGACAGAAGCCACCAUCAAAGUUAAUGCACUUCCUAUCACAUUUAAACAAGAACUUCAAAAUCAAGAAGGUGAGGAAGGAACAAAUGUCACGUUGCGUUGUGAGCUCUCAAAGGCCAAUGCUGAUGUGAAGUGGUUCAAGGGAGUGGAACUUCUAAAGUCGGGAGAUAAGUAUCAGAUAAGACAAUUGGCAACUAAAGUGGAGCUUGUCAUCAGAAAAGCAGUACCUGAAGACAGUGGGGCCUACUCUUGUGAAUGCCCCCAUCAGACUUCCAAAGCCUUGGUUAGAAUUAAUGCUCUCCCAAUAACAUUCAAACAAAACCUGAGAAACCAGGAAGUGGUGGAGGGCAACACUGUUGCGCUGCGAUGUGAACUUUCCAAACCGGGUGCAACGGUUAACUGGUGGAGGUGUAAAAAGGAGCUGAUCCCGGGAGAGAAGUACCAGAUGAGAACUGAGGGAAGGAUUGCCGAAUUACUCAUCAAGAAUGUGAACCUGGAAGAUGUUGACUCAUACAGCUGCACCACUGGAAGUGAAAAGACAACAGCAGAGGUCAAAGUCAAGGCUUUGCCUGUUACCUUUAAACAAGAACUCCAAAAUGAAGUAGCAAAAGAAGGCGGGCAAGCAGUGUUUACUUGUGAGCUUUCUAAACCCAGCGCUCAAGUCGACUGGAGAAAAGGGAGAGUUAUACUCAAGCCCAAUGAGAAGUAUGAAAUGAAGCAAGAGGGAAGGUUUACUAAGCUUGUCAUACACAACGUAGAAGCUAGCGAUGCUGGGAACUAUUCAUGUAAAACUAAGGAUUCUGAGUCAACUUCUGAGUUAACUGUUAAGGUUCCACCCAUCACCUUCAAAGUGAAAUUGAAAAAUCAGGAACUUGAAGAAGAAAACGUGCUUGUGUUGCACUGUGAACUCUCAAAAGCUGGCUAUCCUGUUGAAUGGAGAAAAGGAGAAGAGCUUCUAAGACCUGGUUGUAAAUAUCAAUUCAGAGAAUAUGAUGCUACAAGGGAGCUGAUCAUCAUUAAAGCGAUGCCCGAAGACAGUGGAGUCUACACUUGUACUUGUGGGGAACAGAAGACCAAAGCCACAAUUAAAGUGUUUGCCACGCCAGUAACAUUUAAACAGAACCUGAAGAACCAGGAGGCUCCAGAAGGAGGUCUAGUUGUUCUGCAUUGUGAGCUGUCCAAAGCUGGAGUGCCGGUAACAUGGUGGAGAGGAGAUGAGGAAGUCAGCAAUGGAAGUAAAUUCCAGAUCAAGCAGGAAGGAUUGGUUGCCGAGCUGUACAUUAAGAACAUCCUUCCUAUGGAUGUUGGGGAAUACAGCUGCAUUAUUGGAGACCAGAAGACCACAGCUGAAGUCAAUGUUAGGGCGGCUGCCUCUGUGUUCUUUGAGAAAGAACUUGAAAGUCAGGAAGCAGUAGAGGGGGAUUCAGUCCUGUUUAGUUGUUUGCUGUCUAACUCAAAUGCUCCAGUGACCUGGAGAAAAGAUGCAAAGCAGAUUGUGCAGGGUGGGCGAUACACCCUACACCAUAAAGGUUCCACUCAGGAGCUUGAAAUCAGGAAACUCAGAGUGGAAGAUGCUGGCGUAUACACGUGCAGCGUCAGAGGCAAAAAGACCUCUGCAAACCUUAAGGUGAUGGAACGUGUGAGGAUUGUGAAAGGGCUACGUGACUUGACGGUUACUGCUGGCGAGAACGCUCAAUUUGUAUGUGAAUUAUCACAUGAAAAUGUCCUUGAUGGAGUUUGGUGGCUUGGUUCCACUGUAUUGCAGGAGAACGAGAUGAAUCAAAUGAGUAUCUCUGGCCGAGAACACCACCUUGUGCUCACUAUGACUACACCUGAGGAGUCAGGUGUGGUGUCUUUUGUGGUGGGAAAUGAACAGACAUCUGCUCGUCUGCGGGUGAACAGCAAACCAAAAGUUUUCAUAGAGGAGAAACUGAAAGACAUGACUAUUUUUGUGGGUGAUUCUGCCACCUUGACCUGUGUGACCUCUGACUCCCGUACGCCUGUAACCUGGAAACGAAAUAAUGUGACCCUGCUACCUGGAGAGAAGUAUGAACCUCUAAAAGAAGGGAAACGCAAUCUUCUUCUGAUUCACAAAGUCAGAAAAGAGGAUGCUGGGAUUUACAUGUGCGAUACAGGAGACAUGCAGAGUAGUGCUACGCUAACGGUUAAAGAACGUCCUAUAUUUUUCCGUGGGGAGCUUCAAAACCAAGAAGCUGAAGAAGGGGAGAUUGCGUUCUUGAGGUGUGAGUUGUCUCAACCUGGAGUCGCGGUUGAGUGGAAGAAGGGAACCGUCCUGCUUCAGCCUGGGAACAAAUAUGAGAUGAAGCAGGAUGGAUGUGAGCUACAGCUACAGAUCAAUGAUCUCACAAGUCAGGACAGUGGGGCCUACCGGUGUUGUGCUGAUGGCAUUGAGACCAGGGCUAGCAUUACUGUAAAGGAACAUCCUUUGUUUUUCCAUGAGGAGCUCCAAAAUCAAGAAGCGGAGGAAGGUGAAACGGCCUUCCUGUGCUGUGAGCUCUCUAAACCUGGAGUGUCAGUACAGUGGAAGAAGGGGGCAAUGGUGCUGAAGCAUGGAAGGAAAUAUAAGAUGAUGCAAGAGGGCAAUGAUCUACAGCUUCAGAUCUAUGACCUUACAAGUCAAGACAGUGGCAUCUACAGAUGCUGUGCUGGCAGCCUGGAAACACGGGCUAAUGUUUUAGUGAAAGAGCAACCUCUUUUCUUCUGUGAGGACCUCCAUAACCAAGAGGCAGAAGAAGGUGAGACGGCCUUCCUGUGCUGUGAGCUCUCUAAACCUGGAUUUGAGGUGCAGUGGAAGAAGGGGGCAAUAAGACUGAGACCAGGAAACAAAUAUGAGAUGAAACAAGAUGGCUGCAAAGCACAGCUCCAGAUCCAUGACCUGACAAGUCAAGAUAGUGGCACAUACAAGUGCUGCUCUGGAAGCGUGUUUACAACGGCAACUAUUGUGGUCAAAGAACAACCACUGUACUUCUGCAAGAAGCUUGAAUGUCAAGAAGCAGAAGAAGGGGAGACUGUAGUUUUUUACUGUGAGCUUUCUAAACCAGCAUCUGGUGUACAAUGGAAGAAAGGAGCAGUGCUGCUGAAGUCUGGAAGAAAAUAUGAAAUAAAUCAGAAUGGUGGUGAACUGCAGCUUCACAUACAUGAGCUCACAAGUCAAGACAGUGGUGUUUACACGUGCUGUGCUGGUGCCCUCGUGACCUCAGCGUCUCUGGAAGUGAAAGAACAACCUCUUUAUUUCUCGGAGGAGCUUCAAAGGCAAGAAGUAGAAGAAGGUGAGACUGCCACCCUGCGCUGUGAGCUCUCCAAAACUGGAGUUGCAAUUCAGUGGAGAAAGGGAACACUGUUGCUUAGGCCAGGAAGCAAAUACGAGAUGAAGCAAGAUGGCUGUAAAUGUUUGCUUCUUAUACACGAUUUGAACAGUCAGGACAGUGGCUCCUACAAAUGUUGUGCUGGUAGCUUGGUGACCACCGCUUCUCUUGAGGUGAAGGAACCACCCAUUUUCUUCAGAGAGGAGCUUCAAAGUCAAGAGGGAAAAGAAGGAGAAACAGCCACCCUGACCUGUGAGCUUUCAAAACCUGGAGUUGCGGUGCAAUGGAAGAAAGGCAUGGUUCUGUUAAAUCCAGGAAAAAAAUAUGAGAUGUCACAAAAUGGCUGUCUACUGCAACUCCACAUACGUGAGCUGAAAAGUGAAGAUACUGGCUCUUAUAAAUGUUGUGCGGGUAGCUUGGUGACAACUGCUUCUUUUGUGGUGAAAGAGCAACCUUUAUACUUCUGUAAGAAUCUUCAAAGUCUUGAAGCAGAAGAAGGUGAGACGGCCUUAUUUAACUGUGAGCUCUCAAAGCCUGGAGUUACUGUGCAGUGGAGGAAAGGAACAGAGUUGCUCAGUCCAGGAAACAAGUAUGAGAUGAAACAGGACGGCUGUAUACAACAACUUCAGAUACGUGACCUGAAAGGUAUAGAUUCUGGCUCCUAUAAGUGCAUUGCAGGUAGACAGGUGACAACUGCUUCUCUGUUGGUAAAGGAAGAACCAUUGUUCUUCUCAAAGGAGCUCAAAAACCAAGAAGCAGAGUUGGGUAAGACAGCCAUAUUGUGCUGUGAGCUCUCGAAACCUGAAACUUCGGUGGAGUGGAAGAAAGGAGCAGUGGUUUUGAAGCCUGGUAAGAAGUAUAAGAUGAAGCAAUACGGGUGUGAAAUACAGCUUCACAUAUAUGAGCUAACAGCAGAGGACAGUGGGACCUACAAAUGUUGUGCUGGAAGUCUGGUCACCACUAGCUCCAUUAAGGUGAAAGAACAACCUUUAAUGUUCUGCAAGAACCUUCAAAAUCUUGAAGCAGAAGAAGGUGAGACGGCCAUCCUGUCCUGUGAGCUCUCAAAAUCUGGAGUUGCUGUUCAGUGGAAGAAAGGAACAUCACUGCUAAGUACAGGAAACAAAUACGAGAUGAAACAAGAUGGAUGCGUACUACAACUCUGGAUACGUGAUGUAAAAAGUCAAGAUGGUGGCUCUUAUAAGUGUUGUGCAGGUAGUCUUGUAACAACUGCUACUCUUGUGGUAAAGGAACAACCCUUUGUCUUUUCUAAAGAGCUUCAAAAUCAAGAAGUAGAAGAGGGUAAGAUGGCUAUCUUGCAAUGUGAGCUCUCUAAACCUGUAACGUCUGUGCAAUGGAAGAAAGGAUCACUAGUGCUAAAGCCUAGUAAGAAAUAUGAGAUGAAGCAAAAUGGUUGUCAGCUACAGCUUCAGAUACAUGAGCUAACAGCACAGGACAGUGGGACCUACAAGUGUUGUGCUGGGUGCCUAGUUACUACUGGCUCUGUUAUGGUGAAAGAGCAACCUUUAUUCUUCUGUAAGAAUCUUCAAAAUCUUGAAGCAAAAGAAGGUGAAACGGCUUUCUUAAGCUGUGAGCUCUCAAAACCAGGAGUUGCUGUGCAGUGGAGAAAAGGAACCAUGUUGCUAAACCCAGGAAACAAGUAUGAGAUAAAACAGGAUGGCUGUGUACAACGACUUCAGAUACAUGACCUGAAAGGUAUAGAUUCUGGCACCUAUAAAUGCUCUGCAGGAAGCUUGGUGACAACUGCUUCUCUCGUGGUAAAAGAAAAUCCUUUAUUCUUUUCUGAGGAGCUUCAAAACCAAGAAGUUGAAGAAGGUAAGACAACCAUAUUGUGCUGUGAGCUCUCGAAACCUGGAACGUCUGUGCAGUGGAUGAAAGGAACAGUCUUGCUGAAGCCUGGUAAGAAAUAUGAGAUGAAGCAGGAUAGCCACAAACUGCAGCUUCUGAUUCAUGAGCUGACAGCCCAUGACAGUGGGACUUACAAAUGUUGUGCUGGAAGUCUGGCUACUACUGGCUCCAUUAAGGUGAAAGAGCAUCCUUUAUUCUUCUGCAAGAACCUUCAAGACCUUGAAGCAGAGGAAGGGGAGACAGCUCUCUUGAUCUGUGAACUUUCAAAACCCGGAGUUGCUGUGCAGUGGAAAAAAGGAAUGGUGUUGUUAAAGCCUGGAAGCAAGUAUGAAAUAAAACAGGAUGGCUUGAAAUUGCACCUUCAAAUCCAUGACCUAAAAUGUCAGGACAGUGGUGUCUACAAAUGCUGUGUUGGCAGGAUAGAGACCACAGCUUCUGUUAUUAUAAAAGCUUCUACUAGAACUAAAGACAUCCCUCAAAUCCCACCAAGAUCAAAAGGAAAAAAUGCUCAACUAAGUGUUAUUGUUGAAGAAACAGACAGUAGUCUAGUGGACAAUAAACAGGCUGUGGUCAUUCAAGCACCGGACAAGAGUACCCCAGCUAUUAAAUUCCAGGAAACAGCAGAAGAACAGGAGGUUAAGAAGAUAUCAUUGGAUAGUCAAAAUGGAAAAGAUGAGGGUCCCGGAAUGCCUCAAGUUAUAAACGAGCUUAGUCAUACAGAAGAAGAACCUGGAAUUCCUUCUUGUACCUAUGAAACUGGAAGAGAAGGAAAAAAUAAGGGGGACAGGGAUUCAAAUCAGUUUGAAGCUAAAAUUCCUUUAAAGCAGUACAAUAAAGGGAUCACAGAACAAGUUCAGAAUAAAACUCCAAGUAUAGAUACAAAAGAACUCAAAGACAAUCAACUACCUACAGACCUUCCCCAGCCUCCACCACGCUCAAAGAGUAAAGGCUUAAGUGUUUCACCUCAAGACCAGUCCAGUAUUUUUGAAGAGAAAAACCAGAGCAUUGUCAAACAGCCUAGUUUGGACGGCAAACAAGGAGUGGUCAAGAUGCCAGCUGUGGAGACCACAAAAGCAUCAGAACAUGUUGUCCUAACACCAUCUUACCUCAAAGAGAUGGUCUCUCAACCUUCUGUUGAAUCCAAAGGAAAACCCUUUGCCUUAGAAGCAAAGAACCAGGGUAUGAAUUUAAAACAAACUGCAGAUACUACUUUGACGAUAUCAGAAUUUAAGGACCUUGUUCCACCCCUCCCCAAAGAGAAGGCCACCCAACAAAACAAUGUAUUUGAAGAACAACCAUGUGCUUUUAAGGAAAAUAAUCAGAAAGUUGGUUUGGAAUCAGGUGAAUCAAGGAAAGAAAUUUUGCUCACAGAGCCAGUUGUGGACACAAUCUCCAAGGCAUUAGAGGAUAAUGAAAUUCACAUUUGUGACAACAAAAAGAAGGAUCAGAAAAAGCAAUUCUUGGACAGAAAUGUAACGUAUGAGAAACUUAAUGUCCAUUUCGAAAAGGCUCCAGAAAUUGGUAAGGUUCAAUCUAUAGAUGUAAAUCAAGGAGAAGUGUUGAAAGAUGGUACAGAAAAAGCACCAAGUGCUGUUCCAACCAGUCAGAAAUGCAAAGAACAAAUCAUUCCUGCAGAAAAAGCUAAAACAAUGGCCUUUUGGGAAGUACAUAGGGAAUCACAGGAAGUCACUAAAGAUCAUAAAGAAGAUGAAAAGGUCCUGGAAAAGGAUAUUUCUGGAGUACCUGUGACUCAGCCACAGCAGAAGAACUUACAACACAUGGCAAGCGGGGAUCAGAAGAACGUUAAGCAGGUCGUCCUGGAAAAAGAUAGUUUUGGAGGAUUUAUGACUCAACCACAGGAGAAGAACUUACAAAGCAUGACCAGCAAAGAUCAGAAGAAUGUUAAGCAAGUCGUCCUGGAAAAAGAUAGUUUUGGAGGAUCUAUGACUCAACCACAGGAGAAGAACAUACAACACAUGACCAGCAAAGAUCAGAAGAAUGUUAAGCAGGUCGUCCUGGAAAAAGAUAGUUUUGAAAGAUCUAUUACUCAACCACAGGAGAAGAACUUACAAAGCAUGGCCAGCAAAGAUCAGAAGAAGGUGAAGCAGGUUGUCUUUGAAAAAAAUAUUUCUGGAGGAUAUAUGACUCAACCACAGGAGAAGAACUUACAACACAUGGCCAGCGGAGAUCAGAAGAAUGUUAAGCAGGUCGCCCUGGAAAAAGAUAGUUUUGCAGGAUCUAUUACUCAAACACAGGAGAAGAUCUUAGAAAACACGGCCAGCGGAGAUCCGAUAAACAUGAAGCAGGUCGUCCUGGAAAAAUAUAUUUCUGGAGGAUCUAUGACUCAACCACAAGAAAAGAACUUACAAAGCAUGGCCAGCAAAGAUGAGAAGAAUGUUAAGCAGGUCGUCCUGGAAAAAUAUAUUUCUGGAGGAUCUAUGCCUCAACCAAAGGAGAAGAACUUACAAAGCAUGACCAGCAAAGAUCAGAAGAAUUUAAAGCAGGUCGUCCUGAAAGAAGAUAUUUCUGGAGGAUCUAUUACCCAACCACAGGAGAAGAACUUAAAACACAUAAUCAGUGAGGAUCAGAAAAAUGUUAAGCAGGUCGUCCUGCAAGAAGAUAUUUCUGGAGGAUCUAUGACUCAACCACAGGACAAGAAGAUAGAGCACAUCACGAAACAUGCCCAAAGUGCGGACGCCAACGGGAAUUCCCAGGUAGAACAAAGUAGUUUGGAAAGUCCUGGUAAAGAAUUUGAACUUGAUGAUGAGCCAGAGGUGCUUGAGGCUGCCAUUAAAAUUCAAGCUGCUUUCAAGGGCUACAAAACCCGAAAGGAUAUGCGUCUUGUGUUCAAGGAAGUGUUCAAAAACCAGAAUAUCGAAGUUGGUGGCACAGCAUUGCUAGAGUGUCUCGUGGAAGGUAAAAUUAGCACUUUGCGCUGGCUUAAAGAUGGCAUAGAUCUCAAACCUGGAAAAAGGUUCAGAAUCACCCAAAAUGAGGAGGGCAGGUGUCUUCUAACAGUUUGUAAUGUCACAACUAAAGAUGCUGGAAUCUACACAUGCGAAGUUGCAAACAAGUUUGGAAAUAUUAGUUACAAUGGGAAUGUGAUAGUGACCAUUCCUCAGAAGCCACUUGAGAAGUUGCAGGCCACGCAAAUGCCAGGUAAAGAAGUCAUCUCUGGGAAAGAGUCUCAGCAGAUCUUAAACCAGGAGGAUAAGUCAUUGAGACUUGCCUAUGAUUUACCAGCAGAUGACACUUAUAGCAAGAUCCAGGAUAAGAGGAGGAGUCUAAUUUCAGUCAGCUCUGUAUCCUGUCACUCAGAUUAUGACACAGCCCCUGAUGCUGAGACAGAAUAUAUAACUUGGGGAAAAGAGGCAGACAAGUUCAAAUCAAAGGGUCCAACUACUUCUGAAAUACCAAAAAGUGUUUGUUCACCACCACCAAAGAAUACAGGUCAGCUGAAAGUCAAAGGUGCCAGCUCGCAGAGUCAAGCUGCUUCACCCAAACGUAUCCAUUCAUACAAGUCCUCUGCAAACAUAGAGUCAUUCUCUGAGUCAGAUGGAGAUGAAGAGGGAGGAGAGACAUUCGAUAUUUAUGUGGCCAAAACGGAUUGCCAUCCUAUGAGAGGAAACAAAGAGCCGUUUGUGCUAAAGGAAGGUCAGUUUGUGGAGGUCCUGGACUCGGCCCAUCCUGUAAGGUGGCUUGUUCGUACAAAGCCAACUAAGAUCACACCAUCACGUCAGGGCUGGGUGUCUCCCGCGUACCUAGAGAAGAAGACAAAGGAAAUCUUUUUACUGGCCAAUGAAGAGGACACAAAAGAUUCUGCUGAGAAAGGCAAAAAGAUAUUCACAAAGGAUGAGCACAGCUUGAUUCAAGGUCAGUUGAUCAGGGGACUGCUUAACGGUGAGAUCGAUUUUGUGCGAGAGAUCAACUUCUUUGUGGAGCACCAUUUGGAGUACUUAGAGAUGAGCUCUCAAGUUCCUCUUACCAUCCUCAGUCAAAAGGAAUACAUAUUCCGCAACAUUAGGGAAAUCGCAAGCCUCCAUGAAUGCUGUAUCCUCCCCAAGCUGGAAAUGUGCUUCACUGAUGAUGAUGUAGCCCAGUGUUUCAUCAGUUAUGCCACAGACUUUGAUAUGUACCUCCAGUACAUCACAGGCCUUCCCCAGGCUGAGGCCUGCAUCUCAGACAAAAACACACAGUAUUUCUUUAAGCAAUAUGCAAACACUGAGUUGACUCAUCUGGAUACCCGGGUCCUCAGUGUAAACACCUAUCUACAGAGACCACUGGAGAGAAUUCAAACUUACAAGAAUGUACUUAAGGAGCUGAUCAGGAACAAAGCAAAGAGCGGCCAGAGUUGUUGCCUUUUGGAAGAUGCCUUUGCCAUGAUUUCCAGCUUGUCUUGGCGUGCAGAGAAUUUGCAUCAUCUGUCCAUGAUUGAAAAUUACCCAGCACCUCUUAAGGGGCUCGGAGAACCCAUUAGACAGGGCCAUUUUACAGUAUGGGAAGAACUUCCUGAAGUCAAAAGCUCUCAGCGAGGACAUCACCGUCAUGUCUUCCUCUUUAAAGACUGCAUUGUCCUCUGCAAGCCGAAGAGAGAACUUGGCUUAUACACCGAAGCCUACUUAUUCAAGAACAAAAUGAAGUUAAGUGAUGUUGAUGUAAAGGAUACAGUGGAAGGCAAUGACAGAUCAUUUAUUCUGUGUCAUGAGCAUCGGGGAAUGGUGAGAAAGAUUGUUCUGCAGACUCGAACCGUUCUCCUCUGCCUCUCCUGGCUUAAAGAUCUGAGAGAUCUACAGCAGCGUGCCAGACAACAUGCUUGGAGUGCUCCUUGCUUUCAGCAGCAUCUUAUUGAUUUCUCAGCGAAACUUGGGCAAACUGUCAAACUUUCUUGCAAGAUCAUUGGGACACCUAGACCAGUAAUAAAGUGGUUUAAAGAUGGUUAUGCUGUGAAGGAUGACCAACAUCACAUUACAUCAGAAGGACAGUUGGGUGCCUGUUAUCUUGUACUGACUGGGGUCACAGUGGCAGACUCGGGUCAAUACAUGUGUUAUGCAACCAGUCUUGCAGGCAACGCAAGCAGUCUGGCUAACGUCAUGAUCGAUGUUCCUCCAAGCUUCAGAACCAGACUACAGAACACACAGCUUGUGAAGGGCCAGGAUGUGCAGUUCAAGUGCUCCACAAAAUCAACUCCUUUCCCAUCAGUAAGGUGGUUUAGGGAUGGCAUUGAGCUUGAAAAUAACGAGAAGCAUCAGAUUCAGUCCGACGUGCAAACGGGGAGUCUUACCCUUACUAUAAAGAGAGCUGAAGAGUCAGAUUUGGGUCAAUAUCAGUGUGAGCUUCUUAAUGAAGUUGGAAGUGCCAAGUGUAAAGCUGAGCUUUGUUCUUCAACCCCCUCAAUGGUUACACCCAGCACCCAAAACCAAACACAAACUUCCCCUCAUUCAGAGCCCCAAUCAGAAGGUUGGUCCAGUUCCUUUGUGAAGAACCUGUUCAGUAUACUCUUUCAACCUGCAUACCCUGAUCCACCUGCUGCCGAUGUUGGAGAAGCACACACUGUUGAACAACAGCAUGAUGCAGAGCAACAGAUACAGACUGAAGAGCGAUCCAUGUGCCAUGAGGAAUCGCAUAUCUAUUCAGACACUGAGGAAGACAUGCUAACAGAACCUCCUGCUGUUCAGGUUGCCACAGAAGACUUAACCGUCCGGCCCGGUCAGCCAGCGACAUUCACUGCCAUUAUUACUGGCCAGCCUAUCCCAGAGAUUAAGUGGGUUAAGGAUGGCCGGGAAAUCUCAGCCAAUGAGCACACAGAGAUAGUCCACAGUAAUGCACGAUGCUCUCUUACUUUGCUGGACACUUGCACAGAGGAUUGCGGUACCUACACCUGCUUAGCCAGCAACAGUUUUGGACAAACCUCUUGCCAUGCCAAACUCACUGUUGAUGCAGGUCCUGAAGACAUUGAGGAGGACAAAGAGGCAAAGUUAGCAAAAAGGCGAAAACUGCACUGUGUAUAUGAUGUCUAUGAAGAAAUAGGAAGGGGCACCUUCGGGGUGGUUAAAAAAGUCAUACACAGGGCGAGUGGUGAGUGCUUUGCUGCGAAGUUCCUUCCCCUCAGAAGCAACACGAGGACCAGAGCUUUCCAGGAGAGAGAUCUACUGUCUCGUCUGGCUCACCGGAGACUCGCGUGUCUCCUGGACUUCUUCUCCACACGACGCACACUGGUGUUGGUUAUUGAAUUAUGUUCUACACAGGGGUUAUUAGACCAUCUGUAUUUAAAAGGAUCGGUUACAGAGAGGGAGGUCCAGUUAUAUAUUCAGCAGAUUCUGGAAGGUAUUGGAUACAUACACAGUAUGAACAUCUUGCAUCUGGAUAUCAAAACGGACAAUAUUCUAAUGGUUUCCUCAGAAAAAGAAGACAUCAAAAUUUGCGACUUUGGCUUUUGUCAAGAGAUCGACAGUUCCAGACACCAGUACAGCAAGUUUGGGACACCUGAAUUUGUUGCUCCAGAGAUUGUCCACCAAGAACCUGUUACAGUAGCCACUGAUAUCUGGUCUCUUGGUGUUAUUGCUUACCUAUGCUUAACCUGCCACUGCCCUUUCUUUGGGGAGAAUGACCGUGACACGCUUAUGAAGGUAGCCGAGGGCCUGUUGUAUUGGGACACACCUGAGAUCAUAAGCAGAAGUGUGGAGGCACAGGACUUUUUACACAGGGUUUUACAACCAGAUCCAGAAAUGAGACCGUCUGCAUCCGACUGUUUGACUCACGAGUGGUUUCAAGGUCAUUAUGAGGAUGAGGAGCCAGAAGACAUCAAUACAAAAAAUUUAAGAUCUUUUAUUUCAAGAAGAAAAUGGCAGCGUUCUUUGACAUGUCUUGGCUCUGUUCUGACGUUGAGACCGAUCCCAGAGCUGUUGGAAGCCCCCAUCCGUGACGUUUCAAUUACAACCACAAGGGAGACCCAUGAACCCAGCAGCACUUCCCUAAGUAGUGGAUCCUCCUCAGAGUAUGAUGAAGCAGAUGCCUGGGACUUCUUCCAGCAGGCCAGCCAAGACGAAGAAGAUGAUUUGGAGGAAGAUGACGAAUACAACCCAUAUGCCUAUGUGUUGAAGAGGCCUGCAUCUCAAGGACAAGAUGAGGAAGAUUUGCUUGAAAGAGGCCCACUGGUGAUUCCCAUGUCAAGAGGGCUCACGCCAGAGCCAGUCCGUUUGGAGCGGAGGGACAGCAGUCCUUCACAAAACAUUUCUGAGGAAGAAGAGGGAUUGGCUGGUGGUCAACCCAUACCACGUCGUAGCCUGAUCAAAAGCACCUUCUACUGCAGCUCUGAGCAGCUCUCUCCCAUGUCUGCUCGUCACAUGAUGCGUCGGGAUAAAACCCAAGCCAGAAAGCAAGAGCGUGGCCGCAAGCCCCUACGUGCCAGCCUCUCUGGCAGGCUAAAUGAACCACUCAUAGAGUAUGUGGAAGAUUCCCCUGACAUGGAAGCUAAGAGAAAAGCAUCAAUGUAUUCGUCAAUGCUCAAGUCAAGCUCAUUUGAUAGCGGAGUGACCGUUGCCCAUCCAAACACGCACAUGCAGAGAAGAAGCAGAUCAUUAGAUGUGUACACACAACGCUGUCCAGCUUCAACUGAGCUUGGGGUGCAAGGAGAAGAAGAUGAUGAUGUUGAAUAUAGCCAAAAACAAGAUGAAGUCACUGAUGAAGAAGAAAAAACCCAAGAAGUUCAAGUGAGAAGGAAACUUUCAGCGGUUUCUUCAAGGAAGAGCCCAAUUAUGGCAAAGACAAGAGCGCAGGUCAAUGAGCCUGUUGAAGAACCAAACAAAGAGUCAAGUGUGGAUGACAGCCAACCAGCGACCAAAGAAGCAAAACAUUGGGGUGAUAGAGAGAGCGUCUCGCUUGACCGUGGCUCAGAGGCAUCUAGCAGACCAGGCUCCUAUGAAGAACUCUCCCACAGCCAAUAUGAUGAGAUCUUGAUCGCUGGAUCUUCUGGAAAGACCUCUCCAUGCUCUCUCCUACAGGACUCUGAGGAUGAGGACAUGGAAAGAAUUCUGAGAUCUCUUCGCCAAGACCUCCCACAAGCCCCACCACGACAGCGCACCCACAGUUCGAGCUCUGGAUUAAAUGAGAUGCGCACUAAUAAAAGAAAUCUCCCUCUGAGAAGAAGCUCCUCAGCGGUAGCAGAAAGAGAGAACAAAGAGGUUCUUCAAAGACACGCCUCUGCACCAGCUCUACAAGCCAAACCACCUAAGUCUUCUAAGCCUGGAUUUAUGAAGAUCUUCCGGAAACACUCAUGGGCGAGCCAUUCUUCUCCCCAGCUGGAAGGCUCAGAAAAGAAACAAGCAGAGGGAGCAACAUCUCAUCCCAGGUCUCCUCUACUAACCCUGAAAAAGAAGAUGCGAUCGUCUGCCUCCAGCAUUACAAAGCUGUUCGGCCGACAGUCAAGCAAAGAAGAUGCGGAGAAGAAGAAAGGUGGACCAAUUGUGAAGAACACCUCUCCUGGAAUGCAAAUGACUUCCAGUCUUGCCACAACACCAACCACCUCACCUGAAAGUCCUCAGAAAAAGUCCAAAUUGUUCAGCCUAAAAGUGCCACUGUUUAAGAAAUCCAAAGAAAGUCCAGGCAGACUGUCUAGGCCAGAUGUCGUUCAGCUAGCAGGAGGAGGAGCUCUUGUUUUCUGGAAACCAGUGCCGUCCAAUGAGCUCAUGACAUAUUGCAUUCAGUAUAGUGCAAAUGGUGGGGAGUGGAGAAACUUGUCUGAGAAUGUUACAGACAGUUGUUAUACAGCUAAUGCCCUUCCAAAAGGACCAGGAUAUGUAUUCAGAGUGUCCUGUAUCACCAAGACGGGGUUGGCCCCUUUUAGUGAUCCUUCCCCCCCAGCGUUUAUGGCCACCCCUUAUGAAGACUCGCAUAUUCCUCUCAUUCAGAUGGGAUCCUUAGGGUCAAAAAUCACUGUACCUGGAGGUUUUGGCACAGAAAAGUCUUACAGCUUUCUUUCGGAAAUCAACAGAGGCCGUUUUAGCAUUGUAACUCAAUGUGAGGACAGCCGCAGCUCCCAGAUGUUUGCUGCUAAGAUGACACCCUACAGAGCAGAGCAGAGGCAACUGGUUUUAAGGGAAUAUCAGCUGCUUCGCCGGCUAAGCCACCCGCAUCUUGUUCAGCUGCAUUCGGCCGUUCUUACCCCUACCUGCCUGGUGCUUAUAGAGGAACUGUGCUCGGGACGAGAGCUUCUUUAUAACCUUGCUGAAAGGGACCUGUAUGGAGAAUUGAAUGUGACCGACCUGCUAGAGCAGAUUCUCAGCGCUGUGGAUUAUCUGCACAGUCGUCGCAUUGUACACCUGGAUCUCAAGUCGGACAACAUGUUGGUGUCGGGCCAAAAAGUGAAGAUUGUGGACUUGGGUUCUGCUCAACAAUUCAUUCGAGGACAGGCGCUGAAUAUUGAGCACAUAAAAGAAAUAACAGAUAACAAAGGGUAUAUUGUUCUUCCUAAAGCUCCUGAGAUCUUGGAAGGACAAGGCGUUGGACCGGAGACUGAUAUCUGGGCUAUUGGGGUUUUGGCUUUUAUAAUGUUGAGUGCAGACAACCCCUUCCAUGCUGAUUUAAAUUGGGAAAGGGAUCGGAACAUUAAAAAAGGGAAGAUCCAGUUGAGUCGCUGUUAUCCAGGCCUGUCAGAGGGGGCCAUCAACUUCAUGAAGAACACAAUGAGCAACAAAGCCUGGGCAAGACCAACAGCGGCAGAGUGCCUCCAAAACCCAUGGAUACACGGAGAGCUUCCUGCCCCCAAACAUGGCACAUCUGUGGUCUGCUUCUCAACAGACAAGCUGAAGGCCUAUCUCAGGGAAAGAGAGGUCAAGCGAGACCACGUCCGCACAAAAAUUAAACUACCACUUUCAUAGUGCAGAUGAAUGUUAAAGGAGACAUUUCACAAGACUUUAUUAAGAUGUCAAAUAAAUCUUUGGUGUCCUCUUAGUACAUAUGUGAAGUUUUCGCUCAAAAUACCAUAUAGAUAAUUAAUUAUAACAUGUUAAAAUUGCCACUUUUUAGGUGUGAGCAAAAAUGUACCGCAAAUGAGCUGAUCUCUGCACCAAAUGGAAGUGCUGUGGUUGGAUAGUGCAGAUUAAGAGGCGGUAUUAUCCCCUUCUGACAUCACAAGGGGAGCCAAAUUUCAAUGACCUAUUUUUUCAUAUGCUUGCAGAGAAUGAUUUACCAAAACUAAGUUACUGGGUUGAUCUUUUUCACAUUUUCUAGGCAGAAUUCUAGCACUUAAACAUGAGAAAAGUUUUUCAUGAUAUGUCUCCUUUAAGAAUAUAUUCGGGUGUUUAGAAUUAGGUGUGAAACUGUGAAAAUGCUUUUUGUGUAGUUGUGUGCUUUCUAAAUCAGAGUUCAGUUUAUUUUUGUGCUGCUCUCCGACAUGGAAAAAAGAUUAUGUUGAACAUUGCUUUAUUUUUUUUCUUUAAAUGUAACAUGUUUCAUGAUGUAGUUAUACAUGCAUGACUGUGAUUAUUGCAGUGUAAACAUUCAAGUAGUGACAAUACUAACAAUCAUGUAUUACAUUAGGCAUGGCUAUGUACACAGUAGUUGGUAAUAUGUUUAUGGGAUGUGAAUUUUACAUAAAAGUGAUAAUACACAUUUAUUUGAUUAUUUUACGUAAUUUAUUGAAAAGACUCAAUAACAUUUCAACGAUUUAAACGCAGUCCAUCAUCUCUCAUAUAUGUGUGAUACUGUUAUAAGACAAUAAAAAUAUAACAAGCCAUAUUUAGAAUGUGUUAUUACAUUUUUCAAAUGUUAAUUAAAACACUACUUUGUCGGGGACUAUUUUCUGUGGUAUUUAUAUAAUUUAAGUGUACACAAAGUGUGUUUUAACCUACGAUGGGGUCAAAUAUGGAUAUUUUUUGGUUUAAACCAGCAGCUGGGGGUGUCCAUAUUUUACCAACCAUAGGUUGAACAACCCAGCAUUUUUAGAGCGUAUUUUUAAUAAAAAAAUAUCAAUUGAGUAUUUUUCUUGUGUUUAUGAUUGUAUAAGAUUAUUUUUAAUUGGCUUUUUGGUUUGUUUGUUUUG
Molecule: messenger RNA, 21581 nt
Organism: Misgurnus anguillicaudatus (oriental weatherfish)
Lineage: Eukaryota; Metazoa; Chordata; Actinopteri; Cypriniformes; Cobitidae
Source: RefSeq, a predicted model, not a curated record